UAACCUCAAAUUUCUCUCUUAAUAUUUAUUUGUUUUGUUUAUUUAUAUUUAUCUUAUUGUUUGUUUUUGUAAUAUUUCCCUUCUAUUAAAGAUGAAUGAGGGCAAUAGUCCCGGUCCUACCAAGCUCCUUGUACAAAACACCAAAAACGUAUCGCUGAAAAACUGGCACGUCAUUUGCAGAUCUUGCUUAUGCGAAAUAGAAAACGACCAUUUUUCAAUGGAAGAAACGUAUUUGGACCGUAAGCUGUUUGAUAUUUACGAAAACGUUACUUCCCUGAAGUUUGAGCCUUUGCACCCUCUUCCGAAAAAACUAUGCCCGACAUGUUACCAAGAAAUAAUUAGGUUUGAUAGGUUUAAAAAUAACGCAUUAGAGUCCGAAAGAUUAUUAUUAGCUGUGAACAGUUCAAUAAAUGAAAAUUUAACAGGAAAACUUGAAAUACCAAUAAAGGCAAAAGUUGAAGGAAAAGACUCGGAGAUUGAAGCCCCUUUAUUGGAUAAUUUUGGGAGUAACUGUGAGGAUGAUUCCGAUAAGGACCAUAAAAUCCCUGUGAAAAGUGAAACUAAGUUUCUUGUCUGUGAUGAGUCGGCCAAUGAAGUUCCUAAAAUCCGGAAAAAGAGGCGGAAGAUUAUUUUGAAGGCAGAUGAGGACGAGCAAGUGGGUCGAAAUGAAAAAGAAGUGUGCUCGGAGUGCGGAAAAGAAGUCUUAGCCUACCGGAUACAAGACCACAUGAGAACCCACACCAAGGAAAAACCUUUUAAUUGUAGCAUUUGUGAGGCCAAAUUUGCAGAUAGAAGCAACCUAAGGAGACACGUGAAACUGCACUUAAACUAUCGGCCAUUUGUUUGUGAAAUUUGUGGAAAAGAUUUUAUAAGACCGUCAAGUAAAAAAAUCCAUAUGCUAACAGUCCAUAAGCAGGAAAAGGACGUUUUUUGCCCUGUAUGUAAAAAGGCUUUUAAGCACAAGAUGUUCCUUAAGAAGCACAUGGCUUCUGUCCAUAAUAAAUCCGAGGAUCCCAGUGAGGAAAUACCCUCGGAAUACCCUUGUGUGCAUUGCGAUAAAAUUUACAAGUUUAAAUCCAGUUUGUAUGCCCAUGAGAAGCGGCAUGUUGAUCCCAGGCCGUUUUUAUGUAAUACUUGCGGCAAAAGCUUUACAACCAAGGCAAUAAUGCAAAACCACGAGAGAAUCCAUACUGGGGAAAUGAUCUAUGAUUGUUCGGUGUGCGACAGGAAGUUCCGGACUUUGUCUACGUUAAAAACACACGAAUUGGUUCACAAGGGCGAAAAGCCCUUAAGUUGUCAAUUUUGCGAUAAACAAUUUAGACAACACGCCCAUUUAAAAACGCAUAUCAGGGGACAACAUAAUGGGGAGCGACCGUAUAAUUGCGACUAUUGCGGGAAAAGUUUUAAGCAGAGUUCGAAUUUGAGGGUUCAUAUUCGACUGCAUACCGGGGAAACUCCUUUUCAUUGUGGCGUAUGCGGCAAGGGGUUUUACGACUCUUCUAGGUUAAAAAGGCAUAAUAAGAGGCAUGACAGUGUUGUGAUCAAAUUCGAGGAGAAAAACUCUUCACAUGACCCAAAAGAAGAACCUUACCCAACCAAUAAUUGGCUAGAGUUGUGAAAAAGAAGAGUGGAUAAAAGCUUUUAAUUCUGUCACAUCCAAUUGAGGAGACAUUUUAUCUUAGGCAGUAACUUAUUAAAUAAAAUUUGACAUUAAUUGUA
Messenger RNA from Anthonomus grandis grandis, 1719 nucleotides. RefSeq names its product zinc finger protein OZF-like. Gene Ontology annotation, cellular component: nucleus. The coding region runs from base 92 to 1618 and encodes 508 amino acids. Lineage: Eukaryota; Metazoa; Arthropoda; Insecta; Coleoptera; Curculionidae. Gene Ontology annotation, molecular function: zinc ion binding. The record is from RefSeq and is a predicted model, not a curated record. The transcript is spliced from 10 exons.